AUUCAUCUUAGGGAAACCUACAACAUUGGUUUAAGUGAAGAGGUGUUUGUUUGGUUUUGGGGGAGAGAAGAGUGUUAUAUGUUAUGCAAUAGAUAGUUCCAGUUUGGUAAUCCUUUUGAUGAAAAGGGGUAGUUGAAGUGCAGAAGAGGAGAUAGUGCGUUUUUAUGUAGAGUGAACCCAUUUGCCAGCACACACACAAGACCAUGGCACUCUCGUGAGAGUAACAAAAGAGGAAAAAUUUUAUAGCCUGUGCCUUACCCUACGCACUUCCUCUCUCUUAUCCUUUACCAUUCAUUAUCUGAGUCCACUCACAAGUAUCCCCAAUUUCCAAGGGACCCCCCUUCCUUCCCCUGCAAUUUGAAUCUUUGAUUUUGUGCAGUUAAACAAUAACCAACGUCUAAUGAUAAUAAACGUUAAAUGCACGUCGAGGCAGUUUCAGCGAGUUUCUCUCACCCAUUACUCCAAAUGUUGUUUGCCCUCUCUGUGUUCUUAUUACCGUGUCCCGAUCUGCUUAGAUUUGGGCUUUAUUUGAUGAUAAAAAUCUACCCACUUGUUUUUCUUGGGUGUGAUUGUCAAAUUCGUUCUCCGAUAGAUCUGAGUCUCUGUAAAGAUAUUUACAGCAGGGAAAAGGAUUUACUUUCUAGAUAAUUUGGUGCGGUUGAUUUAUUCCGUUGAAUGCGGGACUCAUGAUUGUCAAGGGUGCUGAAUCUGGUUAGCUUGGUGAAAAUUUCAAUCAAUGUGGGCUAACAGGGAUAGUUAGGGUGAAUGGAUGUAUGUGAGUCAGGGCAAGCAUCAGGGAAGAACAAAGCUGCGGAAACCCCAAGAAGAGUAAAACCAUCCUUGAUUUUGACAGAAAAGAACAAUGCAGCCACCACGAGGCGCUCAAGAACAAGGGAAGUUAGUUCUAGAUAUAAGUCACCAACUCCUGCUAGCCCUUCUACUCCUCGUAGAUGCCCUUCACCAAUUGUUUCAAGAACAACGCCUGCAUCCUCCUCCCACUUGUUUCCAAAGAGGUCUCUAUCUGCAGAAAGGAAGAGGCCUUCAACUCCUACUUCUCCAACGCCACCAAGACCGUCUACGCCUACCAAUGACUCAUCUGUUGAUGGAAAAUUGUCAUCACGAAGGAGUAGCCGUUUGCCAGACAGUCUAUGGCCUUCCACAAUGCGUAGUCUGAGUGUUUCUUUCCAGUCAGAUACCAUUUCCAUACCUGUUAGCAAGAAAGAGAAGCCGGUUGCUAGUGCUUCGGACCGCACUCUGCGUCCAUCUUCAAAUGUGGCACACAAGCAGGCUGAAACUCCAACCACAAGAAAGCCUACGCCAGAAAGAAAGAGGAGUCCCCUUAAAGGGAAGAAUGCUUCUGAUCAGUCUGAGAAUUCAAAACCAGUUGAUAGCUUGUCUUCUCGGUUAAUAGAUCAGCAUCGGUGGCCUAGUAGGAUUGGUGGGAAGGUAUCUUCUAAUGCAUUAAACAAAAGUGUCGAUUAUGCUGAUACCAGAAAGUUGAACACUUCAUUUCCGGGAACUGCUGUUUCUUCAUUGAGAAAAUUAUCUCUAUCAGAUGAAUCAAGUAAACCCUUGCAAAGGGCUUCUAGUGAUUCUGGAAGGCUAUUAUCGCUUUUUGGAAGUGGCAGAAUAGGAGGUGAGCUGAAACCAGUUGGUGAAUGUUUUCCACACGAAUUAAGACCUCAAAAGUCUGUUACUGCAACUGCAACUGAUAAAGCAGGACUUGCAUUUGGUGGAGUCAGAUCUCAUUCCUUGUCAGCUCCAGGAUCACGAUUGCCCUCACCUAUUAGGACCUCAGUGCUAUCCUCUUCUAGUUCAAGAGGUGUCAGUCCAUCUAGGUCAAGGCCAUCAACUCCUCCUUCUAGAGGGGUUAGUCCAUCUCGAAUUAGACCAACCAAUUCAACCAUUCAAUCAAACAGUUCAAUUUCAGUGCUAAGCUUUAUUGCUGAUUUUAAAAAAGGGAAAAAGGGUGCAGCCUACAUAGAAGAUGCUCACCAAUUACGUCUUCUCUACAACAGAUACUUGCAAUGGAGGUUUGCCAAUGCAAGAGCUGAGGCUGUACUUUAUAUCCAAAAGGCAAUUGUGGAGAAAACUCUAUAUAAUGUAUGGAUUACCACUUUGUCACUGUGGGAGUCUGUUAUUAGGAAGAGAAUCAAUCUUCAGCAGCUGAAGCUCGAACUUAAGCUGAAUUCAAUUUUGAAUGAUCAAAUGAUGUACCUUGAUGAUUGGGCGGUACUUGAAAGAGAUCAUAUUGAUGCUCUAUCUGGGGCUGUGGAAGACUUGGAGGCCAGCACUCUUCGUCUUCCUGUAACUGGAGGAGCAAUGGCAGAUAUUGAGCAUUUGAAGGUUGCUAUCUGUCAAGCUGUUGAUGUCAUGCAAGCAAUGGGAUCUGCAAUAUGCCCUUUGCUCUCGCAGGUUGAGGCCAUGAACAAUUUAAUUUCUGAAGUUGCUUUCAUAGCAGUUCAGGAAAAGACCAUGCUUGAUGAAUGUGAAAUGGUACUGGCUUCAGUAGCAGCUAUGCAGGUUGAGGAAAGUAGCCUUCGGACGCAUCUCAUGCAAAUCAAGCAAACUUUGGGCAUAAGCAAGUAACCAAUUUCGGAAAUUUAAACAAGCACGAACCUGACCUGCUGCCAAGCUAACAAGUAAUAACUUAUCUUUUGCGGCUUCAGCCAUACCAUCCAUAUCUAAUAUCUUUCAGGUUCUUUACCUUUGUAAAUUUUCGAAUAGGUUUUUUAUUUUUUCUCCGGUUAAAUAUGCUGGAAUCGAUAUUGUUUUUUAUUACCCUUUGUUUUUUUUUCCCCUUCAUCUUUUUCCCCAAUACUAGAGGCCGUAGGUUUCCACUUGUAAUUUUGUACCAGGCAAAGGAAAAGAAAAUGAAAAGCAAUGGAGCAAAAUGUCAUCUAAAUUUACGUACGUUUUGCUAUUAUCAUAUUUAUCAGCAGCUUUGUAAUUUUGUAGCAGAAGUUUCUCAGCAUGGCUGAGGUUAAUAUAUUAUACAAACUGGCUUA
Molecule: messenger RNA, 3008 nt
Organism: Cajanus cajan (pigeon pea)
Lineage: Eukaryota; Viridiplantae; Streptophyta; Magnoliopsida; Fabales; Fabaceae
Product: AUGMIN subunit 8
Biological process (GO): spindle assembly
Cellular component (GO): cytoplasm; nuclear microtubule
Molecular function (GO): microtubule binding
Source: RefSeq, a predicted model, not a curated record